UAAAACAGGAGAGAGAAACAACCAAAAAGGAAAAAUAAGCCCAAAACUCCUCUCCCGAUUGCAGCACCGCGAUCUCCUUUCCUUCCCCUCCCCGAUCAGUGUUUUGGCCACCAGUUGUCGAGCCCAAGGCGGCGAUCGACGCUCCGAGCGACAGCGACCUUGAAUCCGGCCACCCAUUCAACGAUCGAACCCUGCUCCACGCGAAACAAGGCUCUCUCCUGCGACGCUGCUACCUCCUUCAAAAGUUCUCUCUUUCUCGAGUUUCCGGCGAGCUCAAGCAUUUCCGGCGAUUCUCUGUACUCAGAGAAAUUGAUUGCUGUUGGACCAAUCUCACACGGGAGCUUCUCCUCCAGCUGAUUCAGAGCUUGCAAAAUGUCAUCUACAGGCCCUGGACUUGAGUCUCUUGUAGAUCAAACAAUUUCAGUUAUCACCAAUGAUGGCCGCAAUAUAGUGGGAAUCUUGAAAGGCUUUGAUCAGGCCACAAAUAUUAUCCUCGAUGAAUCUCAUGAACGUGUUUACUCCACUAAGGAAGGUGUUCAACAACUUGUUCUGGGUUUGUACAUAAUACGGGGUGACAACAUAAGCAUUGUAGGAGAACUGGAUGAGGAGCUGGAUUCACAUCUUGACUUGUCAAAUCUAAGAGCUCAUCCUCUGAAGCCUGUCAUCCAUUGACCAACUAUGGUUAUUGUAGAGCAGAUGAUAGUACAGAAUCUUACAUCUUUGGUAACUUAUUGUACGGAAAUGAAAGUAAUGAUUUUUGUUCUUACUGCCGCAACAGUGUAAUUUCCAAUGCUUGUAGAACUAGAUUUAAUUUAAUCAGAAUUCUGCUAGUACUUGGUUUCUCUUUAAAUUGUUAGCAUGGCACUUUCUUUCUAUUUAGACUUAUAUGGUUAGAUUUGA
This is a messenger RNA of Jatropha curcas, 900 nucleotides long. RefSeq names its product sm-like protein LSM8. Gene Ontology annotation, molecular function: mRNA binding. Gene Ontology annotation, cellular component: precatalytic spliceosome; U4/U6 x U5 tri-snRNP complex; U6 snRNP. Lineage: Eukaryota; Viridiplantae; Streptophyta; Magnoliopsida; Malpighiales; Euphorbiaceae. Gene Ontology annotation, biological process: mRNA splicing, via spliceosome. The record is from RefSeq and is a predicted model, not a curated record.